This is a messenger RNA of Westerdykella ornata, 1776 nucleotides long. RefSeq lists its product as uncharacterized. Bases 309 to 1688 code for a protein of 459 amino acids. The record is from RefSeq and is a predicted model, not a curated record. The transcript has a single exon. Lineage: Eukaryota; Fungi; Ascomycota; Dothideomycetes; Pleosporales; Sporormiaceae.
GCUUCCAACGCCCAGCGACAAGACUACCCAAUACCCAACAGCCCCAGCUACACCAAAUCCAUGCUCGAGCCCCUCCUCGAAGCCGCGACAAUGCUCUCCAGCCCACCAUCCCAUAACAACGACAAGAAUACAACAGACUACGCAGGCUUCGAGCCACUGCCCUCUCUCCAAACCUCCCCCAGCUCCACAUACUCCCGCCCAUCACCAUCUCCGCCACCAUCGCCGUCUCCCUCCACCCGCCCACCCUGCCACCGCGGCCUCGAAACGCAGAACUCCCAUCUACCACACCCUCUCUGGACUUCGCCGCCAUGCCCACCCUAACUCCCUCCCUCUGUGGAACCCGAGGAAGUCCACCCCGACCCCUGCGUGCCUCCAUAGCAGCACUUCGACGCAUGAACUCGGACGCGGAGAAAAACGGCAAGGAUAAAGCUGGGAGGGGUGAGCGCAGAUAUCUCAGGCUGGGAAGACAGGAUAGCAUUGCGUUGCCCGGGGAGGAGAGUUAUCUCGAUGAGUUGGAUGAUGAAGAGUCGGGACCGUCGGAAGAUGGUGCAACGUUGGAUGAGGAGGAAGGGAGGAGGUUGGUUGGGAGCAGUUUGCUGGAUUGGGAGGAAGAGGCCACGAUGUUGGAGGUGGAGGAGGAGGAGAAGAACGCGAGGGAGGGGAGCGGGAAGGAUGCGGUGGCUGGGGCUACGGAAGCGGGUUCGUCGAGGCAGUCGGAGUCCAGACUCAACAGCACCGCCGACGGUUCCAAAGAGGAGGACUCUCAGGAUAUUGCCACCGUCGGCAACGACAAGAGCGAGUGCUUGACUGAUGCACCCGAGCAGAAUCCACCCACUAAGCCAGACCCCAACCGCAGCUCCAGCAUCUGGGAAGAGGGCGAGAAAUUCUGGCACUCGACACCCCCGCGACCACCCUCCAUCCCCUUCACUUUGCCCAACAAACCCAAAAACCACAACUAUCUCCCUCUCUCCUCCUCGCCACCCUCAGCAUCCAUGUCCUCGUCCCCAACUGCAAAACGCCAACGAGGAAGCACCAGCACAGGGAACGCGAUUGCGGCACCUCCACACAGCCAUCGACCCAGUCUCGGCGUCGGCAACGGAAACGUGAUGGCGAUGGGCACGCCAACGAGGAGGAAGCGCGCCUUUGAAGUCGUCAGGGAUGCCGACGUCGACGACGCGGGAAUUACGAUUUCCCCGACGCAGGUGGAGAAUCACUCACCUACAUGUACGGACAACGUGGGAAGCGAAAGGAUAUUUCGCUUCUCAAAUGAUGAUUUUGCGUCGAGGGCGUAUGAGCAGAGCCCUUCGACAAGGACAAGACGAAGGCGGACGGAAGGACAGAUAAGAAACCAAAGGCAUACCCCUACCACACCUACGUCUUCCCCUAGCGCUACUUCUCGUCGCCUUUCGACUCAUGGUAUCCACUCCUCUUCAACCACCGCCGCAUCCUCAUCCCCCACACGACCCACGACAUCCCACCGCCCGCCCCUCCCGCUCGCCUCCGCCCCUUCGGCGACAUCAUCAGCCACGCGGUACAGGAAGCGCAGCGCCCUCGCCGGCAGGGAAGUAGGGACGCCGAAUGUGGUGAGGAUUAGGGUACAGCCGCCUAGUGGGGGGAGUGGUGCGGGUGGGGACGUGGGCGGGACGCCGGGGAGUUUGUAUGAUGCGGAGGGGUUUUUGAGGGGGUAGUUUUGUUGAUUGUAGGGGUAUUGUAAAGAGAGAAGGGGAGGGAAGGAAGAGAGGGAGAGAGGAGAAGGGUGGAAAGGGAAGGGAAGGG